GAUAAAUUAAUAUAAUUAAUUAAAAUAUAAAAAAAAAAGAAAGCUAUGAAAAUAAUUAACAGAAGCUUGCAAAAAAACGAAUCAAUUUCUCCUAGAAAAACUACUAAGUAGAAUUCUCAGCUGUCAAGACUUGAUAUCUCUAGAGCCUUUAAACUUAAAGUAGAAAGUACAAAUAGAAACCUUAACUCUAGUCUUUCUCCAAAGCAAGAAUAAUCUAAAACAAAUAUACUUUAAUAGAAAUUAAACUAAUGUAGAAUCCAAAGUCCUUUAAACAAAGUCCAUGAUUCUAAUUAGUUUUAAUUUCAUUAAAAAUCUAAAAUCUAUGGUGAGAAAUUAAAUAAUAUAAAAAAAAGCUAAUAAGCUGAAAAUUAGCUCAAUUUGUCGAAACACCAGAGCCUCAUUAAGUAUGCAUCUACUGAUUAUAACAAAUAUUAAUGUCAAAUAGAGGAGUAAAAACUUAUAAGUGGAAAUAAAAAAAGUAAGACUCAGGAUGAUAAUAAUUUAGAGAGUGAUUCUGACUCUGAAGAAGUAUUUUCAAUCUGGAAAGAAAAUUAACUUAAAAGUUGUGGGUUAGAUACGGAUUAAUUUAUUGAUGACAGAGGAUAAUAAUUAGGAUUUUACUAAAUUUACAGACUGCGCUCUGCAUUAUACUAACCAUCGUACGUAUCGCGUUUAGAUACAAUAUAAGAAGUGUAAAUUCUUUCAUAGCAUUUUAAUAAAGAGAUACCAAUAGAGCUUUUGAAGCAAUAACAAUUCUAUCUUGAUAAAUAUUAUGAAAUUCAGAAAAAAGAUAAAAUAAACAACUAAAUACUAUAGAAAUAACUUAGUAACUAAAAUUUUAAAGGUUUUACUUAAAAAUGUUAGACUGAAAGACUUUAUAGGCCAACAUCUUCAUAAGAAUAAAAUAAGAUUACUUCUACUAAAUUAAAAUAAUAAAUUAGUUAAUAGCUAAAUUUGAAUGAAACAAAUCGAAUUUAAAAAGAGAAAAGCAAUAUUAUCUAAAAUUAAUCAGAAAGAAUGACAAAAAAGAUGUAAAACAAGCAAAUUUAGAAAUAAAUAGGCAAAAAAGCAAAUGAUAUAAAUUAAGAAUACCAACAUUUAUCAUAAUAAUACAAAUCUAAAAGAAGACAAAAAAUUAGUAUAGACUAAGAAGAAAUUUAAAAAUUCAUAUAAAACUAACCCAUCACUGAUAAAAACAUUAUCUCAUAGGAUGGUGAUGAAGAUACAAAAAUUGAUUAAAGUUUUGAUAAUACCUCUAUAAUAUCUAAUAAUAAACAUAGCCUUUCCAAAGACAAUAAUAAUUCUACUAAAAUAUAAAAUGAAGAAAUAAUAUAAAAUAUUACAGAAACUGCAAAAUCAGUACUUUCUUACCUUUAAAAAAUAGUUUCUAAUCAAACAAAUUAAGGUUAAUAAUUAUUUUAAAAUAAUAAAUUCUUUAACUUGACAGAUAAAUUUAUGAGUUAUUAAUCAAAUAAAUAUGAAAAUCAUAAAUAGCGAAAUUGA
Molecule: messenger RNA, 1503 nt
Organism: Tetrahymena thermophila SB210
Lineage: Eukaryota; Ciliophora; Oligohymenophorea; Hymenostomatida; Tetrahymenidae
Exons: 1
Source: RefSeq, a predicted model, not a curated record